AAAAUGGAACCCACCCAACAGUGUAAGGAGACCUGAAAGUGGCACAUGGCAGAGUCUGGCGAUGAAGUCAGCAGCAAUGGGAGGACCCAGCAAUGGGAGGCCGUACAGGGACCCAUGACAAACUCUGGACCUGGCAGCAGCAAAGAGGAGGCGGUACAGGGGCCCAUGGCAGAUUGGACCUGGCAGCAGUGUGAGGAGACCCGUAAAGUGGCACAUGGCGCAGGGUGGCGGUGGAGGCCAGCAGUAUUCGGAAGGACAUACAAAGGGGCUAGUUUAAAAAGCGAAGCCGUCAGCGCGUGA
Molecule: messenger RNA, 300 nt
Organism: Staurois parvus
Lineage: Eukaryota; Metazoa; Chordata; Amphibia; Anura; Ranidae
Source: the annotation of a GenBank genome assembly